AUGACAGAAAUAAGAAAUAUAAUAUUAAUAGGUCGCACAGGAAGCGGAAAAUCAUCGCUAGCAAAUGUGAUGGUUAAUAAAAAUGAUAAUUUUGAGGAGGUGUUUGAGGAAAAAGGAAAAUCCAUUAGCGUAACUAAGGAAAUUAAAGAAGAAAUUUUUGAAGUUUUCAUAAAUAGAGAUGGCAGUAAAAAAAUAACAUAUCGAGCAAUUGAUACCAUAGGAAUAGGUGAUACCACAUUGACCCCCCAAGGAGUGUUGAUGAGUCUAGCGACGAUAGCUGGUCGGGUAAAAAAAGAAGGUUUAAAUCAGAUACUUUUUGCAACAAGAGGCAGAUUUUCCAAGGAGGAGAUUGAAGCUUAUGAUUUAUUGAGUUCUGUUAUUUUUGAUAAGGAUGUUCUUAAAUACACGACAAUUGUGCGAACAGGUUUUCCGGAAUUCGAAGAAGAUAAAAUUUGUAAUGAAGACAAGAAAGCUCUAAAAGAGGAAAACGCAGAUUUAGCUCAUAUAAUUCGCUCGGUUGAAAUUAUUUAUUUGGAUAACCCUCCAAUAAAUAUUGCUGGUAGUGGGAAAAGAAUAAAGGAUCAAAUCACUCUUAACAAAGAAGCCCGUGAAGAAUCACGAAAAAGAUUGUUAAUUUACUUAGCGACUUGUGAGGGUAAUUAUCGACCGAGUAAUAUUGAUGAAUUAGAUGAAAGAGUGCGUGAUUACAUGACUAAUGAGGAAAAACUCCAAAAGAAAAUGGAAGAACUUGAAAAAAAACGUGUAGAGGAAACAGAAAAAUACCAAACUACUAGUAAAAUGCGAGAUGAGCAUAAAAAGGACAUGGAUGACCUUAAGCGAACAAACAAGGAAGAAAUUAAAGAUUUAAAAGAUACUCAUAGACAAGUAACGCAACAAAUAAUAGAAACUAGCGAAAAACAAAUAAAAUUAAUUCAAGAACAAAACAAACUAGACCGAGAGGCUAAUGAAAAAUUGCUGAAAGAGUAUCAGGGAAAAAAUAGUUCUUCCGAAGAUAAAAUAACUUCUGCUUUGGAAAGGUUGAACUCGAAUGAUAAAAGUAAUGAUAAUGAUGGUAAAUUGGCGGUAAGAAUAAAAGAAUUAGAAAAUAUUGAUAAUAAUGCACAAAGAACACAUGAGGCAAGAAUGCAAGAACUUAAAAAUCAGCAAAAUCAACAACAAAUUUCUCCACAAGUAGCAAGUAAAAAAGAAGAAGGAACUGGAUUUAUUGAAACCGUGGCCGCAGGUGCAACAACGGGAGCAAUUGGAGGUUCGGGAGUGCCAGGAUUGGGUACUGCCGCUGGUGCUGUUGUUGGUGGGAUAGCAGGUGCUUUUGGUUGGGGUGAUGCAUUUUUGGCUAUAAAUUCUGUUGAUGUUAUUUCUACCCCCGAACAAAAAAAGCAGGCUGAAGAGAUUAUGAUUUUGUGUAAAGAACAAGUGCGAGGGGAUGGUUAUUGUGACCCCAAUAAUCCAGCAAGCGAAUCAGAACUAGAGGCAAGAAUGGAUAAAAUAAAAGGUUGGAACGAAAACAAAGAGUAUCGCAACAAAUUAUAUAGUUGUAUGGAAUUGGAAGAUAGCAAUUAUGUUCGACAAACAUAUGAUUUUUUAACAAAAGUAAAAGAAAUAUUAGGAGAUGAAAAUUUUGACAACAAAAAUGACCUUGGGAAUUUCGGUUUUGCAUAUGAAGAUUUA
Ambispora gerdemannii is the source of this 1689-nucleotide messenger RNA. The record is from the annotation of a GenBank genome assembly. Lineage: Eukaryota; Fungi; Glomeromycota; Glomeromycetes; Archaeosporales; Ambisporaceae.